This is a messenger RNA of Papaver somniferum (opium poppy), 999 nucleotides long. RefSeq lists its product as uncharacterized. The record is from RefSeq and is a predicted model, not a curated record. The transcript has a single exon. The coding region runs from base 110 to 805 and encodes 231 amino acids. NCBI's taxonomy places the organism in Eukaryota, Viridiplantae, Streptophyta, Magnoliopsida, Ranunculales, Papaveraceae.
AUAAAUAUCUCAGCCCGAAAUAUAUUUCAGUAAAAGCCUUAGAUUGGUUAGGUUAUCAAACAAAACAAAAUACAAUCACCAAGACAUUGGUAGUACUAGAGUCUAGGCUAUGGGAGAGAAAGAGAAGAAGAUGAAGAAAAAGAGUCAGAAGAAGAGUGAAAAUCAGAAUCAGAAUCAAACCAAACCGAUAUCAGAUCUUGAAGUGUUUAAACAAAGUUCAGAUGUAAAAGGUAUUCGUUUCGGUGGGCAGUUCAUUGUGAAAUCAUUUACAGUUAGACGAGCGACAUCUCCAGAGCUCUUGCAUCUUUUGUCACAUUCACCUUCAGAGAUCAAUGAUGAUACUAAAUCCCUGCCAUUUCCUUCAACAACAGCUUUCUUACCUACAAAUUUUACAAUCUUAGCUCACCAUGCAUGGCAUACUCUAACAUUAGGCCUUGGUACAAAGAAAUCUAAAGUAGUUUUAUUUGUAUUUGAAUCUGAAAACAUGAAGUCUGAAAUCGAUCGUAUAUGGCCUCCAGUGAUUCCUCUUGGUGAAGUGAACCGUAAACUAAUCCGAGGCUUAUCAAAAUGUGAAAUGGCAAGAUUCAAAUUCAGGAAAGGAUGUAUCACUUUUUAUGUUUAUGCAGUUAGAACAGUUGGUCGCUCAGGUAAGUUUUCUUGCGCCAGUGAUCUUAGAACAAUUCUCCAGUCUGUGGUUGAACUCAAAAACUUCAUAGAUCAUACUGCUAUGCUCGCAAUGCCAAGCCAGCGAUGCAUCAGUAGUACUGCGUCAGCGCCGCCUCCGGCCACAACCAAGGCUGGCUGAUCUUUUUAUUUCUCUCUGCUAAAUCAUCCAGAAUUGUUUUAUUUUUGUGAUCUUUGUUUUGUUAUACUCUCUUCGUUUUGUUUUAUGUAAAUUUGGUAUAAGAUGAAUCAACUAUCAAGAAUCAAUGGAGUAUUUAUUAUGUGAUUAAUUAAUAGAGAAUCAGAUGCAAUUUGCACUUACUGUUUUCACCGAAA